Molecule: messenger RNA, 1837 nt
Organism: Aspergillus melleus
Lineage: Eukaryota; Fungi; Ascomycota; Eurotiomycetes; Eurotiales; Aspergillaceae
Exons: 2
Coding region: 23-1702 (559 amino acids)
Biological process (GO): prolyl-tRNA aminoacylation
Cellular component (GO): cytoplasm; aminoacyl-tRNA synthetase multienzyme complex
Molecular function (GO): proline-tRNA ligase activity; ATP binding
Source: RefSeq, a predicted model, not a curated record
AAAUUCUUCAUAUGUAAUCACCAUGACAAACACCUGCGAAGUCAUCGGAGGCCUUGAUUCUCCAUGGCACGUCUUCACUCCUUCCCCUACCCUACCGACCCGAGGCCCAGAGCAGCAUCCCAAGAACACGGAAAAGAAGAAAAGCAAAGGGGGAAAAGCCCCCUUAAUCGGAAUUGGCGCUUCCAAGGAAGAUGACUUCUCAACCUGGUACCAGCAAGUCCUGCUCAAGAGCGAGAUGAUCGACUACUACGACAUUUCGGGCUGCUACAUCCUGCGCCCAGGAUCCUGGGAAAUUUGGGAGAUACUGCAGGUUUGGUUCAACAAGCAACUCCGACAGAUGAAGGUUCGCAACUGCAGUUUUCCGCUGUUCGUCAAUGAGAAGGCGUUGGGCAAGGAGGAGAGUCAUGUCGAAGGGUUUUCCGCUGAAGUGGCCUGGGUGACGCAAUCGGGCAAAACCAAACUUGACAAUAAAAUUGCCAUUCGACCAACCUCUGAGACCAUCAUUUACCCCUACCUCGCGAACUGGAUCCGCAGCCACCGCGACCUGCCAGUGAAGCUGAACCAGUACAACUCGGUCGUACGCUGGGAGUUCCGUAACCCUCAGCCUUUCCUGCGCUCGCGGGAGUUCUACUGGCAGGAAGGCCACACGGCCCAUCUUACCAAGGCCGGCGCCGAUCAAGAAGUCCUUGAAAUCCUAGAUCUCUAUACAACCAUUUAUCAGGAUUUCCUCGCCGUGCCGGUAAUCCCGGGCCGCAAGUCGGCGAACGAGGCUUUUGCAGGCGCCGACUACACGACGAGCGUGGAGGCGUUUAUUCCCUCGACUGGGCGUGCUAUCCAGGGAGCCACGUCUCACGCCCUGGGUCAGAAUUUCAGCAAGAUCUUUGACAUCUCGGUGGAGAACCCGCAGAAAGACAGAUCGUCGGACUCGAGUCGCGUGUUUGUUUGGCAGAACUCAUGGGCGUAUUCGACUCGUGUCAUUGGGGUCAUGGUGAUGGUUCAUGGCGACGACAAAGGCUUGGUGCUUCCUCCUCGGGUUGCUCCCACACAAGUGAUCAUCAUUCCAGUGGGUAUCACAGCCAACACAAGCGAUGAGGAGAAACAGAGUCUUUACGACAACAUUGCUCAGCUCGAGAAGACAUUCCUAGAUGCAGAAAUCCGCGUCGAGACCGAUCUUGCGACCGAAUAUUCACCUGGAUGGAAAUUCAACCAUUACGAACUGAAGGGCGUCCCUCUUCGUCUGGAAUUUGGUCCGAAGGAGCUUAAGAAUGGUUUCCUCUCAACAUCCCGUCGAGACACUUUGGAGAAAGGACGGAUCUUGCUGACGGACGCUGCAACUGAAGUCCUUGCAUUGUUGGAGACUAUCCAGUCUGACAUGUAUGCGCGGGCCUUGGAAAAGUUCAGAGACAACGUCAAAGUAAUCACCGACUGGGAAGGGUUCACGCCUGCGAUCAACAAUAAGCACGUUUGUCUGAUUCCGUUUUGUCUGAGACCGGAGUGCGAAGAUCAGAUUAAGAAGAUGAGUGAGCGUUCGAGCGCCUUGGAGGGUGAGCAGCAGGAUGCUAGAGCGCCAAGUAUGGGGGGUAAGAGCUUGUGUAUUCCUUUCAAGCAGGUCACGGAGUUGGAGGGAACUAACACGCCAUGUCUGGCGAAGGGUUGUGAGAACAUGGCCGCGAAAUGGACUCUAUUUGGCAGGUCAUAUUAGUGAAACAGAGGAAUUCAUUUCGUAAACAAGGAUACCUGGAGAAAAUACGAGCUUGGGGUUAAGUGCUGUUGUAAACAAUCACCGGAUGACGUAUUUCCUUGAUUAUAAUCAAUAAAAAGUUAGAUCCUGGAUCAG